AUGAGUAUCGGGCUACGCAACCUUCACCAGGCCCAAAGAUGUAUACUACAAAGAUGCCAGCUAUCGACCCUUCGAAACUUGCCCAAAGUUGGUGACGUCAAAGGCACAGAGGGUAACCCACUGGGUGCUACAGGCGGUGCAAAGAAACCAAACCGCUUCGCUCAGAUGUACAGCAACGCGGACUCAGGACCACGGGGCUUCAAAAGGACAAACCAAAAUGCAAAUUUCAAGUCACAAAGAAAGUUUGUUGACCAGAGCGGCAAGCCAUCGAGAAGAGACACAGAAGGGCAAGUUCCUUUUGCCAAACGAGAACAGCAGCCCAGAAGAGAACAGCAGCCCAGAAGAGAGCAGCAGCCCAGAAGAGAGCAGCAGCCGACUAACAAGAACCAAACCAAAGCCACAAGUAAUGAAUCGGGUGGAAGUAUACAGAGGUAUGCACAAAUAAGGCUGAAGUUGAACCAGCAAAUGAAGGAGCAGCAGGGUACAGCUAGUCAGAGCCAAGCAAAGAAGCCCCAGAAAAAGGUACAGAGCAAGCCAAGAGAGAAGAAGAAAGAAAACAUCAAAAUCAACAUUCCAACAUUCACAACGGUAUCUAAUUUGGCUAACAUCAUGAGUGUUCCAUUGUCAGACAUGCUUACCAGACUUGAGGGUCUUGGGUUCGAAAACAUGAGCCACAACUACAUUCUCGAUAAGGAAAAUGCUUCUCUUAUUGCAGACGAGUUUGGGUUUGAUGUCACCAUGAGCGAUGAAACCGGUAUGGAUCUCUUCCCAGCACCUGUAAAGGAGGAGCUUCUUGAGCCCAGACCGCCAGUGGUCACCAUCAUGGGACAUGUGGAUCAUGGUAAGACCACAAUUUUGGACUAUUUGAGGAAAUCUUCAGUGGUGCAAGGCGAGUUUGGUGGUAUCACUCAGCAUAUAGGUGCUUUCUCCGUGACAACACCCAUAUCGAAGAAGAAAAUCACAUUUCUCGAUACUCCUGGCCAUGCUGCGUUUUUGAGUAUGCGUGAAAGAGGCGCCAUAGUCACUGAUAUCGUGAUUCUUGUUGUUGCCGGUGAUGACUCUGUGAUGCCACAGACGAUCGAAGCUAUCAAGCAUGCAAAGAAGUCAGGGGUUCCUAUCAUAGUCGCCAUCAACAAGUGUGACAAGCCUGGUCUCAACCUAGACAAGGUUUUGGCAGACUUGUCUCGUCAUGAUAUUGAUAUUGAAGACUAUGGUGGUGACACACAAACUGUCAGAGUUAGUGGAAAGACUGGUAUGAACAUGGACAAACUAGAGGAGGCAGUUAUCACUCUCAGUGAACUAAGUGAGUUUAAAGCCGAAAGUAAAGGCGUCCCGGCAGAGGGAUGGGUAAUUGAAAGUCAAGUUGUCAAAGGACUUGGAAACGUCUCCACUGUGUUGAUCAAAAGAGGAACUGUCAAACCGGGAAGCUUCUUGGUGGCUGGGACAACUUACUGCAAAGUACGAGGCAUGAAAGAUGAAAACGGCAAGACAGUUAAGGCAGCUGGACCAUCCACUCCGGUUCAGAUUUGGGGCUGGAAGAGUCUUCCUCAGGCGGGUGACCAAAUUUUGGCAGCUGAUUCUGAAAAACUAUGUCGUAAGGUUGUGAAGAACAGAGAGGAAAGAAAUGCUAUCAUACAACAGUCGAAGGACAUUGAAAAGAUCAAUGAGAUGAGACAGGAGGAGAUCAAUGAGCUCAAGAGACAGGAGAAGAUCAACGAGCUCAAAUUGGCGGGACUUGACCCUCUGGAGUUUAUGAAGGAGGAAGAGGAUAAAAUCAAGACAGUUACUGUCAAUUACAUUGUGAAGUCCGAUGUCUAUGGGUCAGCGGAAGCAAUCAAGGAUAGUAUCAAUGGGCUUGGAAACGAGGAGGUCAAGGCGAAGGUUGUUUCGUACGAUGCCGGUCCUCCUACGGACUCAGAUGUUGAUACCGCUGCCACAAUCAAUGGUAGCAUUUUGAGUUUCAACGUAAAAGUUCCUAGGCUGAUUCACCUAAAAGCCGAAAGAGCUGGUGUAAAGGUUGUGGAAGAUAAUGUGAUAUAUCGGUUGAUCGAGCACGUCACUGAGGAGUUAACGUCGAAAUUGAAGCCUCACAUCGAAAUCAAGAUUCUUGCUGAGGCUGACAUAAAGACGGUCCUCCAGAUUACUGGCAAGAACAAGACUCAAGUCAAGGUUGCUGGUUGCAAGGUGAACGUCGGUAACUUAAAAAGAUCAGCAAAGGUGAGAGUUGUAAGAGGAGAAGAGGUGGUCUACUCUGGAGCACUUUCUUCCCUCAAACACGUGAAACAAGAUAUCUCGGAGGCCAAGAAGGGCACCGAGUGUGGAUUAGCAUUCACCAACUGGGACAAAUUUGAGGAGGGUGACAAGAUAGAAGCAUACGAGGAACACGAGAUUCCACGCUACUUGUAA
This is a messenger RNA of Candidozyma auris, 2406 nucleotides long. It is a transcript of the gene IFM1, whose product is annotated as translation initiation factor 2. Gene Ontology annotation, biological process: translational initiation. The transcript has a single exon. Gene Ontology annotation, molecular function: GTPase activity; GTP binding; translation initiation factor activity. Lineage: Eukaryota; Fungi; Ascomycota; Pichiomycetes; Serinales; Metschnikowiaceae. Bases 1 to 2406 code for a protein of 801 amino acids. The record is from RefSeq and is a predicted model, not a curated record.